AUGAUUACCCCAACGGGACCGUCUCCAGAAGCAGAGUCACGGCUCACUUUUGGUGUCGAACUAGAAUUUCUCUUAGCAACUGUACUCAAGGGUGGUGAAAACCCUCAUCCAAGCGAUCCUCGCGAGGUAGAUCCAAGAAUCCUCGCAGAUGAAGAUUCCAUAAAUUAUGAUAUUGAGAGGAAAUUGGAGGAAGUUGGCAUUCCAGCAACGGUGAUGGAGUACGAGUAUGGAAAUACCAAAGAAGUGACUGCAGCGACUGCUACGAAUUGGAUAUUGAAAACUGACAUCACCGUUGGCCCAGGUGUGCAAAGUCCAAGCACCGGAAAUUAUUGUCAAUAUGGCAUGGAAAUAACAUCUCCACCCUACUACUACGAUGCAGCCACUCGAAAGGCUGUAGAGACAGUUGUGAGAGCACUGAGAAAUAAUUACUUAGUGCGCGUUAACGAAAGUACAGGGUUGCAUGUUCAUAUCGGUAAUGGAUAUCAUGGUUUCGAAUGGCCCAUUUUACGCAAUUUUAUGGCCAUCGCAUGGACCUACCAACGUCAGAUUUUAUUGAUGAUUCCCGAGGCUCGGGUAAAUAGCAUGUAUUGUAGAUCCCUCUAUGAAGAGUCUCCACUAGGUAGGAACAAUCCGGGGCUCACACGCCUUGAGUUUCUAAAUCGUAUCCUGUCAUUUACUGAUAAUGGUCAAGUAGUUGGAGAACUGGGACGCAAAUGUGCAGGCUUCAACAUAAGGAAUUUAAAACCCCCGUUCCGUUCUGAUUUUGGCAAACGCACAAUCGAGUUUCGUCACCACCCUGGAACUCUUGACUCGGAGAGCAUUUUACAUUGGGUUCACAUAUGUGUGAAGUUGGUUGAAAAGGCAUGUCUCAUCAAGAACGAAGAAGACCUUUUCGAACAACUACGAGCCGACGUCGAAAAGCCAGUCGGAUUUGGGGACAAGAAUAAUGUUACUACGGUCGAUUAUCUUAUGUGGCUUGGCUGCCCGUCCCAAGCAUACUACUAUGGUAAGCAGCUUAUAUCCGACAAGGUCCGAGUAGAGAAAAGAAUAAGAGAUGCAGCAGAAAAAGAAGCGAAGAGCUUAGCUACACAACCCGCAGGACUUCCGCAAAAUAUUCUAGGUAUCUUGGGGAAUGCCCUCGGGGUUAGUAACAGGUAA
This is a messenger RNA of Botrytis fragariae, 1158 nucleotides long. RefSeq lists its product as uncharacterized. The coding region runs from base 1 to 1158 and encodes 385 amino acids. NCBI's taxonomy places the organism in Eukaryota, Fungi, Ascomycota, Leotiomycetes, Helotiales, Sclerotiniaceae. The transcript has a single exon. The record is from RefSeq and is a predicted model, not a curated record.